Messenger RNA from Rhodamnia argentea, 1305 nucleotides. Its product is annotated as ethylene-responsive transcription factor 2-like. The transcript has 2 exons. The coding region runs from base 199 to 1020 and encodes 273 amino acids. NCBI's taxonomy places the organism in Eukaryota, Viridiplantae, Streptophyta, Magnoliopsida, Myrtales, Myrtaceae. Gene Ontology annotation, molecular function: DNA binding; DNA-binding transcription factor activity. Gene Ontology annotation, biological process: ethylene-activated signaling pathway; regulation of DNA-templated transcription. The record is from RefSeq and is a predicted model, not a curated record.
UGUGUGCGUGUCAUGCUUCUCUGUUCUUUCUUCUCUCUGUUUUAGAACGGUGAAGCUUCCUUGUUUGCACUUGCAAAUUCUUCUCCAAAGUCCACUAUAUAAAGCUCCACCACCCCCAACAUCCCCCAUAUUCUCUCAUUUCCCCUCUCUCUCUCUCUCUCUCUCUCUCUCUCUCUCUCUCUUGAAAACCAGAAAAAGAUGAACCAAUCCGCCAUGUUAGUAGCUGAAGAGACCAUCUUUGCUCUGCCUCCUCUGUAUCACCAGCGAAACCAUCCCAACGACGGCGUCUCUGGGCUCAACCCCUGCCUCACCCAAGAGCACUGGGGCGACCUCCCUCUCCAGCUCAACGACUCCGAUGACAUGCUCAUCUACAACUCCCUCCACGACGCCCUCCACUCCGGCUGGUCCCCUUUCGACUCUGUCAUCACCACCGUCCACCCCCAGCCCCGCCCCCUCUUCCACGCCGCUUCCCUCCCCGCCUCCUUUGCCCCCGACGGCCACGCCUUGUUGCUCCACAACACUUUCGCCUCUUACAGCUCCGAGGUCGAGGUCUCCGACGGCUCGGUCAAUUCGGAACGGCGCGAGGGCGACUUCACCGGAGAUUACAGUCUUCAUCGGAGCGCGUUUUGCAAGGGACGCCACUACAGGGGAGUGAGGCAGAGGCCGUGGGGCAAGUACGCCGCCGAGAUACGCGACCCCGCUAAGAACGGCUCCCGAGUCUGGCUUGGCACCUACGAGACGGCCGAGGAAGCCGCUCUCGCUUACGACCGAGCCGCUUACCGGAUGCGCGGCGCCAAGGCCUUGCUCAACUUCCCUCACCGGAUCGGCUCCGGGGAGCCCCCGCCGGUCAGAGUUACCGCGAAGCGCAAGGAGUCCGAGACUAAAGGCGCCACGGUUGGCUCAGCCAAGAAGCCAAAAGGGGCACCGACGGCAGCGGCGGCAGCCAAGGCCGACGGGGAGCGAUUGGAUGCAUUCCCCUUUGGGGUCGUGCUACUGGGCGAGGAGCUACUGGUUAGUUAGGCUCGUUGCAAAAUCCAAAGGAGCGGCGAAAAAAAGAAGGCGUGAGCAAAAGGGUCGGUCUGUUUUGUAAUCCAAACUGAGGACGAGUCUGUCGGUCGGUCGGUCGAUCGGUCGUUCGUUCGUUGAUGAACAGAACCGAUGCCCGAGAUGGCGGCCGACAUAGGUGAACUCAUGUUCCUAUUUCUGCAGGAACAGAGGCAAUGACAUGAACACCAGAUAGUCAUCGCAUCAGAUUGUGUCAUUGUGAAGAAUCAAUGCCCAUCAUCAUCUCACUUUAAGAAGUUA